Neoarthrinium moseri is the source of this 1863-nucleotide messenger RNA. RefSeq lists its product as uncharacterized. The transcript has a single exon. The record is from RefSeq and is a predicted model, not a curated record. Gene Ontology annotation, cellular component: fungal-type vacuole membrane; Mon1-Ccz1 complex. Bases 1 to 1863 code for a protein of 620 amino acids. Gene Ontology annotation, biological process: protein targeting to vacuole; vesicle-mediated transport. Lineage: Eukaryota; Fungi; Ascomycota; Sordariomycetes; Amphisphaeriales; Apiosporaceae.
AUGGUAGCCAGCAGGGAAGAUGCCGGAGCAUCAGGCCCCAAUGCCGACCGCGAUCAGGAUCAUGACGACGAACGACCUCCUCCCCUACCGCCGCGACCGGUCUCGCAGACACCCGCCGUCACGGCUGCUGCCACGUCUGCUGCAGUAGAGAGGCCCGGACUGCUGUCGAAGCCAACCACUGCCGUCUCGGCCACCAACAUCCAGACGCUCUCAUUCCCGGACGGAACGAGGGGCACGUUCACAAGUAGCGAGGGCACAGCCACGGCUGGCCACGAGGAUGUUAUAAUACCGGGGGACCUGGGGUCCACGCGGAGUUUCAACCCCGCCUCCAACGACCUGGACGAGGGCAUGAGUGUCAUGAGCUUUGCGCCAACCCUGCGUCCCGCUGGCGACCUCGAGAGCCUCCUCGUCGGCGACACAAGCAAGAGAAGCCCGGCGUGGCAACUGCUGAGAUCGCAGUCAGCGACGGUGCCGCCAUUCAGCGCCAUGAAGACGGAGGAAGCCUCGGCACUUCGGGAAUUUGAGAAGGAGUUCGACGGCAUCCCCGACGAGUCUCAGAAGGAAUGGACCGACUCGGAUCGUGUGUCGAUAUGGAAAUCGAAAUUGAAGCACUACAUGAUCCUCUCAUCGGCCGGGAAGCCGAUCUACAGCCGACAUGGUGACUUGAGUCUGAUCAACUCCUCGAUGGGUGUGGUCCAGACAAUCAUAUCGUUCUAUCAGGGUGCCAAGAACCCGCUCCAAGGCUUCACUGCCGGCAACACAAGGUUCGUCAUAGCGACUGAGGGCCCUCUGUACUUUGUCGCUAUAAGCAAACUGGGGGAGAGCGAUUCGCAACUGCGGGCCCAGUUGAACGCCCUCUACAUGCAAAUCCUCUCAACCUUGACGUUGCCUACUUUGACGCACAUAUUCGCAAAUCGGCCGUCGACCGAUCUGAGAAGGCCCCUUCAGGGCACAGAGUCACUGCUUUCGUCUUUAUCGGACAGUUUCACCAAAGGCUCGCCGUCCAUGCUGCUGGGGGCGCUGGAAUGUCUCAAAAUCCGAAAGUCGCAACGUUACGCGAUAAAUAAUGCCUUCCUGAAGGCAAAAGCGGGCAAUCUGCUAUAUGGCCUGAUAGUAGCCGGAGGCCGCUUAGUGAGCGUUAUCAGGCCUCGCAAGCAUUCUCUUCAUCCGAGCGAUUUGCAGCUCAUCUUCAAUAUGCUUUUUGAAUCUGGAGGGAUCAAGGCUGGCGGUGGUGAAAACUGGAUUCCCCUGUGCCUCCCUGCUUUCAACAAUCGUGGGUAUCUAUACAUGUAUGUCAGUUUCUUGGGUGGAAGGCCCGGGAGUUCCACAUCUUCCAAAACGGAUAUCCCGGUCGACGAAGAGAUCGCCAUCAUUCUCAUUAGCCCCGAUAAGGAGAGCUUUUUCACCCUUCAGAAGAUGAGAGACGAUGUCGUCAAUGAGCUGGAGAGAAAGGGAAGUCUUGACAUUAUCAAGAAGGCAGCAAAGCAGGGCCGGCCCAAGGUGACCGACAUCGCCCCUGGGACGCACAUCAGCCAUUUCCUCUUCAAGUCGAAAGCGAACGUGCAGUUCUGCAUGCCCACUCUGGAGCCGCUUUUCGACGACAUGGUCUCGCACCGCCGUUUGAUGUCGCUAUAUCACAAUCUGCACGCUACAGUGCAUGCGAAGCAUGCUCAUCUCAAGGUGAUGCAUUGCGUCGGCGAGGACUCGACGUCGCUCGCGUGGAUCACACCCGUAUUCGAGUUCUACUGCGUCGCCGGACCCAAUGCGUCCAGGCAAAUCUUGACUUUGGGUGCUAAUAAGAUCAUGCAAUGGGCUAAACGCGAAGAAGAAAGAUUGUUCAUCAUUGGAGGAGGCGUGUUCUGA